AUGUCGCACCAAUCUGAAUAUGUGGAGGUCGAGAUUGAAGAAAUCCAGUCAAGUUCACAUCGCAGUGCAAACGCAGCACCUCUAAUACUCUUCCAUGACGGUGGGGGGACCGUCUUUAGUUAUUACCUUUUGGGUGACCUGAACAGAGAUGUGUACGGAAUUGCAGACCCAUAUUUUGCGACUAUCAAUAGCUGGACUGGCGGAAUACGACAGAUGGCAGAGGCAUACGCAUCAAGCAUUUGGGCUGAGUUUACACAGAGACCGGUCUUAUUAGGAGGCUGGUCUCUGGGGGGAAUCCUCUGCAUAGAAGUUGCACGCGCGAUGCGGGCGAAAUUCGAUGCCUCAGUCGUAGGCCUGAUCCUGCUCGACACGCCCUAUCCUGGGGACUGGAAAGCUCUCCGGUCAUCCACCGCGGUAGUAUCCUCGGAUUUACCCGCGAAGGUAUCUCCGGUGAUCAGGAAGCAUAUAAUGAGGCGAUACGAGGAGGCAGAGCGGCUGGUCGAAAAUUGGGAGAUACCCACAGAGCUCGCUGUUAUCAGAGGGACCGAAGGCAGGCCUCUUGUCAAUAUGCCACCUGCUCUACUUGUCCGGGCGUCAGAUCGAGUACCAGUCACAGACGAUGCAACCUUUGCUGUGGUUGACGUCCACCGGCAUGAUAGAAUGUUGGGGUGGGAGUGUUGCCGACACGAAUGGAUCCGGGAGGUUGUGGAUAUUAAUGCCAACCACUACAAUAUUUUUGAUGACAGCAACAAGGUUAGUGAUCCGAUGUGA
Molecule: messenger RNA, 771 nt
Organism: Penicillium griseofulvum
Lineage: Eukaryota; Fungi; Ascomycota; Eurotiomycetes; Eurotiales; Aspergillaceae
Product: thioesterase domain-containing protein
Exons: 2
Coding region: 1-771 (256 amino acids)
Biological process (GO): biosynthetic process
Source: RefSeq, a predicted model, not a curated record